CUCCGCAGUCUCAGCACCAAAGCCAUGUCCACUUUCGGCAAGCUGACAGAUUACUUCCAGCUCCGCAAGUCAAGAGCAGAUCUGGGAGUCACCGGGACGGAUUCCAGAAGAGGUGGCAGUUCUGAGGCCAGGUCCUUGGACAGGAGGCCAGAGUGCGCCGGGCUGGCGAAGUCGCGGACACUGCCCAGCAUCCCCCAGUCACCCACUGCCCCACGCACCCACGGGCACCCCCUCCCUGACGGCCAGGACUGCGGAAGCUGGGACCGGCAGACCCCCACCGCUGGAGCCCAGGGGACGGGCUCCAGCCUGGACCUCGGUGAGUCCUGGAGAAGGAGACGGGGUGGUGGUGACAGAGCCGCUGACCAGUGGGCCCUGAGGACCGGCAUCAGUGAGUCCCCCUUCUCCUCCUUCAGAUCCCGAUCCCUGUACAUGAGGAAGAGUAUUUCCAUGGACGAGCACUUGAGCUGGCUGGAGUUCUCACAGGAUCCGUCCGACAACAGGAUGGAGAGGGUAAAGGUCCACCUCCGAAGAAAAUCGUCGCUCGGGAGCAGACGUGGAGUGCUGGUCGCACUGGCAGUGGUGCUGGGGGUCUCGCUGCCCACCCACCUUCCCACGGACAGGAGCGCCCAUGGCAGGGAGAGGGAGGGGCGGUCGAGUCACGGCGAUGAAGAGGCUCUGCGGGACCUGAAGCUGACGACUGCUCGAUGGUUCCCUGUGGAGCCAGAUCCUGGGACGCUGGACAUGGGAGCGGUUGAAGUGGGGUCAACAGGAUGGGGUGAUGGAGCCAUCUGUCUGGGCUUUGACUGA
This is a messenger RNA of Pristis pectinata (smalltooth sawfish), 807 nucleotides long. RefSeq lists its product as uncharacterized. The transcript has 5 exons. NCBI's taxonomy places the organism in Eukaryota, Metazoa, Chordata, Chondrichthyes, Rhinopristiformes, Pristidae. Bases 25 to 807 code for a protein of 260 amino acids. The record is from RefSeq and is a predicted model, not a curated record.